AUGUCAAUAGAGAAAGGCCCCAAAAGGAGAAAGCUUUCCAGUGGGAGUUAUGAAGCGGUCUCUACAGACACUGAGCAACCACCCCAGCAAGGAGACGACCAUUCCAAGGAUCCCAGACGAUCGCUUUUCGUUCGUUCCCUGCCCGCCUCUGUCACGGCCGAACGAUUGACGGAAUACUUUUCGGAAUCCUUCCCCAUCAAGCAUGCCACUGUUGUUCUUGACCCUCAGACCAAGGUUUCCAAAGGGUUCGGCUUCGUGACAUUUGUCGAUGCAGAAGAUGCACAUGCCGCUCUGGAGCAGUUCAACAACUCGGUGCUGGACGGGCGAAAAAUCAAGGUCGAGGUCGCCGAAUCACGACACAGAGACGCAGAAGACGGACGCAAGAGCGGGACAAACACUACCGCCCAAAAACUACGUGAUCAAAGAGAAAAGAACCGGGCCGAGAUACAGCCACCAAGGCUAAUUGUCAGGAAUCUUCCUUGGAGCAUCAAAACCCCAGACGAACUAGCCUAUCUCUUUCGCAGCUAUGGAAAGGUCAAGCAUGCCAUUGUGCCGAAGAAAGGGCCCAAGGUGCAAUACGGAUUCGGAAUUGUCGUGCUCCGGGGCAAGAAAAAUGCGGAGAAGGCAAUUGCUGGUGUCAAUGGGAAGGUUGUAGAUGGGCGCACCCUCGCGGUCGACUGGGCAGUCGAUAAGCAGACGUGGGAAGAGCAGCAACAUGCCGCUGACGACGCCGCCCCUGCGGCAGAGGACAAACAGGCGGAUGCAUCCACGGGAGGAAACGCUUCAGCGGCCGGUGUCGCCCUGCAAAAGACCGAUCACAUCGAAGACGAUACCAGUUCAAGCGAGCUUUCCGACGAAGAUGAUGUCAACGACCUCGACGCUCUAGAUGAUCUAGAUGAUCUGUCUGAAGGAGAGUCAGACCUGGACCAAUCCGCACAAGGCAACCAACCCCCGGAUACGAGGAAUGAUACCACGGUAUUCAUCAGAAACCUGCCAUUCACGGUAGACGACGACAUAGUGAAGGAACACUUCGCCCAAUUCGGACCUGUGCGUUAUGCCCGAGUUGUCUACGACCCGGAAACAGAGCGGUCGAGAGGCACCGCCUUCGUAUGCUUCUUCAACCAGGAAGACGCCAAGAACUGCGUCAAGAAUGCACCCAAGCACGAGUCCCCGUCAGAGAAUGCCGAUGGCAACAAGAAAAGAAAAGGCGAAACCCUGAAGCACUCGAUCCUGCAGAACGAAGCUGCGGAUGCGUCCGGCCAAUACACCUUGGAAGGCCGUGUUCUGCAGGUCUCGAAAGCUCUCAGCAGGGACGAUGCAAACCAAAGGGCGAGUGAGGCAAGCGAGAAGAGAGACAUCCGCGACCGAGACAAGCGGCGGCUGUAUCUGCUUUCAGAGGGGUCGAUCUCCAAGUCCUCCAAACUGUACGAGCAGCUUGGUAAGGCGGAGAUCGACAUCCGAGAGACCAGCGCUCGGCAACGGCAGCGGCUGAUCAAGAACAAUCCCAAUCUAUGUCUCAGUCUGACCCGUCUGAGCAUCAGAAACAUCCCCCGCGGCAUCGGCAACAAGGAACUCAAAGCUCUUGCGCGAGAGGCCGUAGUCGGAUUUACCAAGGACGUCAAACAAGGCCUCCGGCAGCCUCUGAGCAAGGAAGAGUUGAAGCGGGCCGAGGAGGAGAUGCGACAGGCUGAACGGAGACGCAGGUUCUCGGGGAAGGGUAUAGUAAAACAGGCCAAAGUGGUUUUCGAAAACAAGGAGGGCAGCAAAGUGAAGGACGAGGCAGGCCGAAGCCGGGGCUAUGGGUUCAUUGAGUAUGUCACUCAUCGAAACGCUCUUGCGGGUUUGCGCUGGCUCAAUGGCCAUUAUGUCAAAGCGCCCAAGGCCGAAGGCGGCGAGCGAGGAAAGCGACUGAUUGUCGAAUUCGCCAUUGAAAACACACAGGUAGUUCAACGGAGGAGCGAGAGAGAGCAUAAAGUCAAAGAGAAGAAACCCGGGGACAGUAAGGCUGAUGAAGGUGAAAAGCCUGCCAAGGACAAGAAGCGCAAGCGAAACGACAAGGGUGGCGAGGAAACAGCUCCGGACACAUCGACUGCCCUGGACAGCGAGGAGAAGAACCGGGCUGCGAAACGGAACCGGAUCAUUGCGAAGAAACGUCAAGCCAGAAAGUCGCGCAAAGGUUGA
Capronia epimyces CBS 606.96 is the source of this 2181-nucleotide messenger RNA. RefSeq lists its product as uncharacterized. Lineage: Eukaryota; Fungi; Ascomycota; Eurotiomycetes; Chaetothyriales; Herpotrichiellaceae. The coding region runs from base 1 to 2181 and encodes 726 amino acids. Gene Ontology annotation, molecular function: RNA binding. The transcript has a single exon. The record is from RefSeq and is a predicted model, not a curated record.